This is a messenger RNA of Necator americanus (New World hookworm), 207 nucleotides long. RefSeq lists its product as uncharacterized. Bases 1 to 207 code for a protein of 68 amino acids. The record is from RefSeq and is a predicted model, not a curated record. NCBI's taxonomy places the organism in Eukaryota, Metazoa, Nematoda, Chromadorea, Rhabditida, Ancylostomatidae. The transcript has 4 exons.
AUGGAGUGCGAGAGGCUCCACGGCGUUGAACUGAUGCACCGACGCCACAAGGCUAUAAAAUUGGGUGACACGGGUCCACCGGCUUUAGCCGGACCUCCAGACUGCUAUAUUAUAACUCAAAGAGUGAUACAAUUUGCAAGAACUGGUGGUGUUAUCAAGCUUCCCAUGUGUUCAGUAAUCCUCCAGGGUUUCUUCAAUAGUAUCUGA